Messenger RNA from Osmia lignaria (orchard mason bee), 5598 nucleotides. RefSeq lists its product as uncharacterized. Gene Ontology annotation, cellular component: membrane. Gene Ontology annotation, molecular function: protein binding. NCBI's taxonomy places the organism in Eukaryota, Metazoa, Arthropoda, Insecta, Hymenoptera, Megachilidae. The record is from RefSeq and is a predicted model, not a curated record.
CUGCUCCGUUCACUAAUCGAUCAUUCCGGGUGUCGGGAGUUGAUGCAAGUAGGUGCAAGUUGGUGUGCCUAUUUGAGAGGACGCAUACUGUACAAGGACACUUGGGAGUAAAAGAAGAGUUUCUAAGAUAUGCAGGUGUGUGAAAAUAACUGUUGCUCCUGCAUAAGCGACCCGUGAUACAGGUGUAUUAGUACAAGAUGCUAGCUGGCAUUGUGUCGUAAAAAAAAAAUGUCGAGAAGCAACGUCGAGUCGUCGGAACGGGACACCGUUUGAAACGUUCAACGAUAUUCUUGCUUCGUUGCUGCACCGCGUCAAGUGGUCACGAUUAUGAUGAGAUAACGAACACAGAAUGAAAUACAGCGACAGUAACCUUCUCGGUUAUGCAGUUUUCGCGUUUAUUCUAUUUUUUAACGUUAUUCGGGCAGAAAGCGGUGUUAGUUGCAAAGAUCAACAAGGACGAUCUUAUGAGUCUGGUUUCCUUUUUGUUCCGGGCCCAGAACCUUGUACAUUGUGUGUUUGCGAAAAUGGCAAUCCAAAAUUGUGCAAAGCAUUACUUUGCAACUCACGUGCAGAGGAGGAUUGUAAGUCUUCUAGACGCGGAGAUAUCUGUUGCGAAUACAUUUGCUUGUCGUCAAUUUCAAAUGAUAAAAACGAUGGAAUGGGCAGCAAUACCACAGACGCGACUGCAAAUUAUGAUAUAGGACUUAGAUCGGUUGCUAGUUUUGUGACAGCCGUGUUAUCUCUGAGUCUGUUGUUUUUCUUGAUACACCGUUUACGUCAAAGAAAGAUACGAGUUUGCAUCGCAGGAAGACAAAGCAGACAGUUGGCAGAGGACCAAAGAAAUUUAGGUAGUAUGGGAUAUAUAGAACGAGAUGGUUUGUCGCACGGUGUUCCCAUGGACGACAUUCCGUGCGGAGCUAAUUAUCCGUUAUGGAAACCGCCUAGCAAUUACUUUCCACGAGGAGAGGCACCGCCACCUUACGAAGAAGCGGUAGCAGCAGCACGCGCGGAACAAGCGCUUUUAGCGAUGAAUCCGCAAACGUUGCCGCAAAUAAAUUUUCCAAAUACUUAUUUGACAAAUGCUAAUAGUCGUACGAGUAUAUCGUUAGUAGGAAACGCGCAAACUGGAUUGAACCCUAACACGGCAACAGUAAUGUGCGACACUGGUGUAACGGAUCAAGGUGGCUUGAUUUCGGCGCCGAAUAGACCAAUAUCAAAUCCAAACAUAUAUGCUUGUUAUCGUCAACCGAAUCAAAACGAGACGCUGUCUCCUAGUGUUAACGUAGGAACUUCAACUACUAGUUUCACUCUGGGGACAGGUACCUACGAAAAUUUACCUAUCACGCCUAUUGGGAUUUUGAACUUUACUACCCAUCGUCUAGACGUGACCGCACAGCCUAUGUCUAACUUACAACCCACCAUUCCAAAAAGUUAUCAAUCACAUACGACUCUUCCACGUCAAACCGGAGCGUUUACAAUAUCUGCAACGUUGUCAAAUUCCAAUGUGAACGCUCAUCGUACAAUUCCUAGGACUAUAACGACUCGGUCUGGUACAAAGCUGCAAGAGAUUAUAAACGAUUGUACCCAGAAAGAAUUUUUACGAUCUACGACGACCACGACCACGACCACAACCACGAUGACGAUGACGAUGGCGGUGACCACGACCACGGCGACGGCGACAACGAUCACCAACAUUGUACCGUCAAACUUAUCACAUUCUGUGCAACAAAUUGCCAUAACUAAACUAGAAAAUACAAGGGAAAACGCGAGUCAAGGUACAUUUUAUGAAGGUGUACAAAUACAACGUUCCCCUGUUUCUGUUACUUCUUCUGUAGGAUUACAACAAAUUGAAAGGCAACAGCUGGAUCGUAAAAUAGAGAAAUCUCAAGAUUUUAAGCCCCCGUUAAAUGUAGCCAAUGAAAUUAACGAAGAAGGAAGUUUCGAAUCGGUAACGUGCGCUUGCAGCAUGCAAGCUCUUCCUACGCUUCACGACGAUACCGAUGAUUAUAGGAGCGAGUGUGAAAAUUGUAAAAGCGCGACAGGGUCUCGUUAUUACUUAGAUAACGAAGAUGAAUUAGUUACAUCUCCACACGAAACCAUGACGUUACAUAGAAGACCCGAUGAAACGACUUCGAGUACUACUCCUCAGUAUUACAGAACUUCGCUUACACUGCCUAUAAGUACCCGUCAACGAACAAGGAGUACCGGAGUUCGAGAGAAUUGGUUCAACACUAUGCCUCAAAGUUCUACAGAAUCCUCGGACGAAAAUUGAUCGCGAACUUACGGUGUAUAAUUCCCACACUUUGUAUAGCUAUUGAAAUCAUCAUUACCUAUGACGCAUUACCGUGAUCGAAAUUGAAUAUUAUAGUAGAUGAACGAUGUUCAUGUUUUAUUGCGUUACAGGCAACAAUAUGAUGUUGUUAAUAGAAUUUCAGUAUUGCAGCGAAAUGUGUUCUAUCUCGUACACUGUCGAAGUCUGAAUUAUUCGUGUAUUCAGAUAGUGUGCGAUCACCGAGAAAAAUUCAGUAUUGCAGCGAAAUGUGUUCCAUCUCGUACACUGUCGAAGUCUGAAUUAUUCGUGUAUUCGGACAGUGUGCGAUCUCCGUGAAAAAAAAAAAAAAAAAAAAAAUGAGUCACACACCUUUGCUGUCACAGUUCUUCUUUACACAUUAAACUGUGGGAGCAACUUUUAGGUAUACCUAUUAUACAUAUACAUAGCAUCACGACGUACGAUUUCGAUAAGUUUGAAUCAAUAAAUAAUAAGGAAACAAACUAACUGUAUAGCAUCCGUAGAAUUUUUUUAACUGUGUUCGAUGCAUAUCAUUCGUUAAAAAGUAAUCAAAAAAAGAGUAAAAAAUGCAAUUUUGACAGCUUUAUCUCCAUUGGAGUCGCGUAACAAUUUAGUUUGAUCGUCGUGAGCAAUGACGAGUACGAUUUUUUGAAAUCAGGUAACACAAUAAAACGCAAAGAACACUCUUGGUUCACACUAUACGUACUGUGACAAACAACUGAGAUUAUAUUGAAUAGUUAUACGGUUCAGUGUAUCAUCGUUGACGACAAAGCAUCGAGGACGAGUUUCGAACUAGCGUUUCAUUUGUAUAUUAGACAUUAAGUAAUUUUCAUCGACUGAUGUGUAUAUAGUAUCGUUAUAAUAUACAUUUUAAAUGUGAUUCAAUGAUACUUAAAACAGAAUUUCUUCCUGUUCUAAUUUCUCCUUGCAAGAAAUUUAUAAAUGUAUUUAUUACCAUGAAAUGCUUACGUUCAAAGAUACAUAUCAAUAUGCAGUACGACUGCUCGGUUAUACUUAAAAAUUUCACAUAAAAUAUGUUCAGUUUAACUUUUCAUUCCAUUCCAUUCCAUAUGUUAUGCAUUCCGAUGAAAUUAAUGAUUUCCACUGGUUCGAAUAGUGUGAAUCAAUCUUAACGGGAAUAUUAUUAUUAUUUUGUUCACCGAUCAUGCAACAAUGUUGAUUUUCCAUAUGUUCUUGAUGCAUCUUGAAACAUAAAUUAACACUCAGGAAAAUUGUAUCUUUAUGUGAACUUCAUGUGUAAAACAUUUUUUCGUGAUCCAUUCUUCCUCCAAAUAAUUUAUUGAUAAGAAGAAAAAAAAAGAUUGGUCAUAUAAUAAUCGCGCAAAAAUUUCUACCGACUGAUUUUAAAAACAGAAUGAAAAUUUUUAAGUCUAUACAAUUGUAUUCUCUGCGACGGUGACGAGAACAAUUCCGUACAUUGGUGACUGCUUGUGAUAAUAUAAACUUUAUACAUGCUCUAAACAUACUGUGAAUGGAAUGCUCAUUAUCUGCGAUCGGUGAUUAAGAAUCUCUAAGAUGUGUAAAAGGAGAAACGAAGUUACGAUGCAUCCCUGACAACGUCAUUAACGUAAUUUCAUUUUGUUUAUAUAAAUUUAAGAAUCUUUAUGAUUUUAUUCAAUUGUAUGUAUAAAGAUGGUUUCGUUUCGGCAGAGUACUAUUGCGAUUACCUUCCAACUGUUGCAUAGUUCGUAAAACUGUUUCUCUUGAAUAUCAUGAUAAACAUUUUACAAAGUUAAUAUAAACUGUAGAUCGAACGAAUCACAAAACAGAUUCUACGUUACUUUGUACAUUAUUUUGAUAAAUUUUUAUUAUUUCUUCGUGAUAAUCGUUGAUAUUUGUAAAUUUAUAAAUAUUUAUUGUUAACGAGAGCGUAAAUCAUUUGUACAAUUAUACUUUCAGAAACUCUGUUAAUAAUUUAAUUUACGUAAUUAUGGAUUUCGUGAUUUGAAUAAGUUAUGCUUGGUAGGUUUAAAGAAAGAUAAUGAAAUCAAAACUUAUUUUUCAUACUUAAUCGGCAUUCGCGAUGCCUGUAAAUGUAUACAUUCGUCAGAUAGUUUAAUGACGAGGGAAGAAUAGAGCCGUGUAAAAUAUACGAAUAAGAUCCUUUAAUUUAGUAAAUCAUUAGGGAUCAUCGAUUUUCAUUUUUUGAACGAUGAAUUUUAAUCAAUUUCAGAGUAUGGACGGGCUUAUAACUUGUGCGCUGAUUAUCGGCAUUUUGUAUUUUUUAUUAAAAUACAAAAUGAAAGUGAACGGAAAGAGAAAACAAUGAUGAUGAUACGAAAAGAAAAAAAGAUAAAUUUGCUAGAAGUUUUCUAGACGUAAUCUUUUAUCUCUAGUAACAAGAAUUUUAAUACUUCUUUUCUUCUUUUUUAUAUCAGUUUGUGCUUCGAUUAAAAUAGACGAAAUAGUAGAAAGUAAUGCUGGAAAAAUUCAGUUUCUUUGUGAUUAUUGAAAUUUCAAUUGUUAGUAAAAUCCAUGAUAAUAAAUUAAUAACAACUUUCUGAAAGUACGAAAUAUCGAACGAUAAGAUAACAUAUUCGAAAUUGAAAGUCAUUGGUAAAACACGAAAAGAAACAAUGAUACACAUCGAACUAUUACAUAUGUAUAUGUAUUAACAGUACAUACCAUCUAAUUGUAAGUUACGAAUGAUUUUCGGUAAUUUUCAAAUACCUAAUACCAAGCUGAAGUUAAAAAAGAAUUGUAAUACGUAAAACGAUUAUGUGAAACGUAACGUUUUAAAGUGAUUAUUUCCGACAGUUUUAAAAUUGCUGAAUUUUCAUUAUAAAAGUCAUGUAAAGCGAUUGACCUUCCACCAAAUUUGCAUUGAAUUAAAGACACCGAUAAAGAGAUAUGCGAACAUAUAAAAUUAUAGCAACGAGAUACGCGACUAUAAAAAUAUUGUUACACUGAUAAAGUUAUGUUUUAAAAUGAAGAAAACGCAUGAUAAGUGAUCCAAAAGCGGUAUGUAGAUAUAUUUAUACUUCCAAUUGUAAACGGAUUCUAACAGUCAGAAUCUCUUCCUACGAUAAUCGACGCAUUUCGUGUGUUCAUUAAACUCGACUGUAUUCCAUUCUUGAAAGAAAUGUGUUCAUUAUAAUAUAAUAAACUUCUUUCUAAUAUGCAUUAAAUCGUUCGAUGAGCGAGGGUACAACAAGCUGGACUUAACACAAACUCGAACAAACGUUCAAGACUCUUGUAGUUAAAACGGUACAAACACCUGAAUUACUUAAUUGUUCGUCUAGUGAUCUAAAAUAUUGUAAUAUAUCUGUCUGAGUAGGUUUAGAAAA